AUGGUCUUUGAUCCGAGACAAAGACCAAAGUCUUCGGGUCGGAUGUCAAGCUGGGACGAGAUCACUUCGUGUUGUCCCGAUCAGGAGGCCAGUGAGCAGCUCAUUGCGUAUGACAAGACGUGGAAUUCUUGGGUACACUAUGCUCUCGAGUAUCCGACCUUUCAGGAUGAGCAUUCCGAAUUCAUGGGAGCUCUUAAGAACGGCGCUCUCCUAUCAGACUGCGACCCGGCCUGGCUAUCUCUCUACUUUGGUGUGAUUACGGCAGCUCUUCUAAUGAUGGAUGAUGAGGAGGCAUGUUUGAUUUUGCCUGGGAAAGACCAUCAACGUGUUCUUCAAGACUGGUACGAAUCUGCCUUGUUCUGCAUGUAUCGGGCAGACUUUAUGCGCGCUCCCCAGAUUCAUAUUGUGCAAGCCGUUGCAGUGCUUGGGAUGUGCUUUUACAACUUCGGCGACUCUGAACUAAGUAGACAUUUAUGGAGCUGCGCCAUUCGUACUGCGCAGACCCUUGGGCUUGAUGGAUCUCGAGGUGACGAUGUUCCAAUUGAAAUGAGUCAAGAGGCUCAGCACAGGCUGUGGUGGACGCUUGUUAUAUGCGAAUGGCUCGCGGUUCUGUACCAUGUUCCACAGGUAGAUGAAGGCGACUUCAAUGUUCCACUCCCUUCGCGCGAUCCUGAGCAUGACAUACCUGGCGGUAUCCAGCCUGUCCAGUACCACAUCUUCAUGGCACGAACAUCAAUCGUUUACCAUCGAUUCCGGUCAGCAUUGCGAGAAGGGUCGCGGCCGAUUGCAGAAGUUGUUCGACUAGCUGAUGAUGAGCUAGCAGAGGUCAUCAAUACUUUGCCAGAGCAUCUGCAGCCGGACGGUGGUAAGCACAAGAGAAUGCAGAACCUGGAGAUUGAACAUCCGUGGAUCAAAUGGCAGCGGUUUGACAUUAGUCUUGUGCUACUCCAUCAUCGCAUGCGCAUCAACAGGGCGCUUCAAAAGGAGUGGAUGGCAUCUCCCGGGCAAUACGAGUGGGCAAGAACAGUUUGCAUUAGGUCUGCCAUGGAUAUUAUCUGGAUCACACAUAACUGGGACCAGCCAGCUGCGAUGCGAAGACAAUGGGCAUUAUCUUUGCAUAUAUUUGUCGCCGCUAUCUUCCUGCUGAGAGAAUCUCGCAGGGCUUCCCCCGAUCUCGAGGUCGACUUCAGUGAUGAAGUACAACUAGCUAUCCGAUACCUCGAUGAGGUCAAGUCCCGCAAUGCAAUUGCAGAUCGCGCAUCGGACAUCUUGCGCGACUCUAUCAAGCAUAUGGAUGACCCAAUGCUUUGA
This is a messenger RNA of Colletotrichum siamense, 1311 nucleotides long. It is a transcript of the gene lepB-8, whose product is annotated as putative transcription factor lepB. Gene Ontology annotation, biological process: DNA-templated transcription. Gene Ontology annotation, molecular function: zinc ion binding; DNA binding. Bases 1 to 1311 code for a protein of 436 amino acids. The record is from RefSeq and is a predicted model, not a curated record. The transcript has 5 exons. NCBI's taxonomy places the organism in Eukaryota, Fungi, Ascomycota, Sordariomycetes, Glomerellales, Glomerellaceae.